Drepanopeziza brunnea f. sp. 'multigermtubi' MB_m1 is the source of this 462-nucleotide messenger RNA. The record is from RefSeq and is a predicted model, not a curated record. NCBI's taxonomy places the organism in Eukaryota, Fungi, Ascomycota, Leotiomycetes, Helotiales, Drepanopezizaceae.
AUGGCUAUUAAAGCCAUUAACGACACAGCUGGACUUAAUAGCUUGGUUCUUAUACUCUUCGUUUUUAAGACCCUAUCGAGGCUAACGGAGCAAGAUCGACUUGCCGCGUCUACCCAAGAGCGUGCUGCUGCCAUUAACAAAGCUAUGAGAGAAGUACGAAAAUGCUACGCUGCGAGGCAGGUUAAAGACGCGCUCAAGAAGAGGAAUGGCCCAAUUACGGAGCAUACCCUAGACCUUCUUAUUAGCUUACGGAAGUACGAUCUUAGUAUCUCGACCGUGCUCGACGAAAAAGAGAGCGAUUCUUACGUUCUAUUCAUUAAGGACUCCGAGGUGUUGAUUACCGAUAAAGAACGCCGGGACCAUGAGCUCUCAGCUAAGCUACGAGCCGAGGGAAUCAUUAAGAGCCCCGAGGCAUUAUUUCAAGAGUCUAGAGCAAAGGAAUUAGCUGGAUUGAUAGCUUAA